Messenger RNA from Bufo bufo (common toad), 1822 nucleotides. RefSeq names its product GA binding protein transcription factor subunit beta 2 (gene GABPB2). Gene Ontology annotation, molecular function: transcription cis-regulatory region binding; protein binding. Gene Ontology annotation, cellular component: nucleus. NCBI's taxonomy places the organism in Eukaryota, Metazoa, Chordata, Amphibia, Anura, Bufonidae. The transcript is spliced from 9 exons. Gene Ontology annotation, biological process: positive regulation of transcription by RNA polymerase II. Bases 191 to 1462 code for a protein of 423 amino acids. The record is from RefSeq and is a predicted model, not a curated record.
GCUGAAGCGGGACGUGCUGCACCUUACUUCCUCCCUGUAGUCCUCCGCUUGUGUCGCCGCCAUCUUGUUGGGACCCAAACUUUUGGAACCGAUGAAAUAAUAAGAGAAACGUGACGGUGUUUCACCGGAGGUGGCGGACUAAGGAGGAGCGGGGCUGACAAGCUGGCGGUGAGAGCUGAGAGGCCGCACGAUGGCGUUGGACCUGGGGAAGAGGUUACUGGAGGCGGCUCGUGGCGGAGAUGACGAUGAAGUGCGGCAGCUGAUGGGGAGCGGAGCGCCGUUCACCACUGACUGGCUGGGGACGUCCCCUCUCCAUUUCGCCGCUCAGUACGGUCACUUCUCCACGGUCAAAGUUCUGCUCCAGGCAGGGAUCAGCAGAGACGCCCGGACCAAGGUGGACAGGACCCCGCUACACAUGGCGGCCUCUGAGGGUCACACCCACAUCGUGGAACUGCUGAUCAAGAACGGAGCCAGCAUCAAUGCUAAGGACAUGCUGGAAAUGACGGCGCUGCACUGGGCCACGGAGCACAACCACCGGGACGUGGUGGACCUGCUCAUCAAGAACGCGGCCGACGUCAACAUCCAGAGCAAGUUCGGCAAGACGCCCUUUGAUAUCGCCCUCGACAGGAACUACCCCGAGCUGCUGAUUGCCUUACAGGAGACCAUGCAGGGACAGGGGCACAUCCACAUACAGCCUGCGAGGACUAACGCCAUCACAGUCUCAUCCCCGCAGAUCAUCCUGACGCCCAGUAUGAUGUCUACGGCGAACAUGACCACUUCCACAGCCGGCUGUAUUGACUUUACUAACCCCAAUUCUGUGCUGGCCACACUGGCGGCGCUGGCAGAGGCCUACACCCCUAUUUCAGGCUCUGGCAAUACCGCUGGGUCCUCUACUGAACUCGUCUCCAUGGACAGUGUCGGGCAGAUCUUGGAGAAUGGAGGCCAGAGGGUGAUCACCAUUGUGACGGAUGGCAUACAGCUGGGGAACUUACAUGGCAGGUUUACUACAGAUCGCAUGCGGCGUCCUCUUCUGGUGACCAUCCAGAAUGGAGAGCAAGUUGUUGCCAUCCCUGAAGAGGACUUCAUAGAAGAGGUAGUGGCUGAGGAAGAUGCCCCCCCUGCUAAAAAGCUUCGUCUGCUGGCCGUGGAAGCUGCUAAAAAAGAUAAUACGGACAAUCGUGAAGAGGACACCCGGAGACUAUUACAGCAGCAGCUCCAUGAAGCCAACGUGCGGGCCCAGGAGUACCGGCAGCAGCUCAUGGAGAAGGAGCAGGAGGCGGAGGAGUACAGGGUCAGGCUGGAGAACCUGGCCCGACAACACAUCAAUGGGGACAGCUUCACAGUGGUGGAGGACGGUGACACCAUCAUAAUCUCCACCGAGGAGUUACAGGGCACAGAAAUGACGGAGAUAGAGACAGUGGAGCAUCACUGCGACAUUCCUAUGGAAAGUGUGGUCAUGUGACCCAGCCGCUGACGUCCUUCAGCUUAAUUCAAGAGAGGUGGGUGACUGUGCUGCUGCGGUCCUCAGGAGGAUAGUCCCCUGACUGCACCCUAUAAUCCAGCCCUGCAUCACGUGGCCGGAGGGUCGGCAUGGUUCUGCUUCAGGGAUUCGUUGGCCUCCACAGGCAGACAUGUAAAUGUACAUAUCUAUAUACUCCUUCAUAUUUAUAUCUCCCUGGAGCGCCGCUUCUCCUCUACAUUCCCUGUAUAAUGUGCUCCUCCACCAGAUGUGGCUUCAGCCCCAAUACCUGACUAGAGAUCAGCGGUGACAUCACUCAGUCUGCCUAUUCACUAGAGAUCAGCGGCGACAUCACUGAGAAUG